AUGGAGGCCCAGAAUGCUCAGCCCUUCCGCUGGCACUACGACAUGCUUGACGACAACAACUUCCACGUCCACGGCCGCGGCCUCCUCCUCCUCUCCUUCUCCGCUCUCCUAUCCUUGGCCCUCCUCUGCUUGUACCUUUGGUGGGCAUGUCGCUACCGCCGGUGGGCGGCUGAAACGGGCUCAGCGAGCCUGCCUUCUGCCGCGAUGUCGCCUUGUAAGGCCGGUCUGGACCCAGACACCAUCGGCAGCUUCCCGGUGCACCUACACCGAGCGCCAGGGACCGGCGACGAGGCGUCGCAGUGCUCCAUAUGCCUCAGUUGCUACAUGGAAGGGGAUAAGAUCAAGGUGUUGCCGGGUUGCGACCACGGCUUCCAUCCGGAGUGCGUUGAUGAAUGGUUACGGGCGCAGGCGAACUGCCCGCUCUGCAGGGCUUCGCUCGUCCGGUCAUCGGUGGCUAAGGAGCCGGAGGCCAUGCCUUGA
Musa acuminata AAA Group (dessert banana) is the source of this 480-nucleotide messenger RNA. RefSeq names its product RING-H2 finger protein ATL66-like. The transcript has a single exon. The record is from RefSeq and is a predicted model, not a curated record. Lineage: Eukaryota; Viridiplantae; Streptophyta; Magnoliopsida; Zingiberales; Musaceae. Bases 1 to 480 code for a protein of 159 amino acids.